Molecule: messenger RNA, 2708 nt
Organism: Ostrea edulis (European flat oyster)
Lineage: Eukaryota; Metazoa; Mollusca; Bivalvia; Ostreida; Ostreidae
Product: tRNA (adenine(37)-N6)-methyltransferase-like
Exons: 5
Coding region: 166-1224 (352 amino acids)
Source: RefSeq, a predicted model, not a curated record
UUCUCUUCGGCCACCAUACUUAAUAAAUUCAGACAUGGAAUUUAGCAAGACCUUCACAAAAAUGCAAUCUAUUAGCAUUGGCGAAACUGGCAACACUCUCCAUGCCCGUGUACAUAUAAGCAGCACAUCAGUACACCUGAAUACAGACACCUGGAAACGUGUGGUAUGGAAGUGAAACCAAUAGGUUACAUAAAUUCCUUAUUUGCAUUUAAGAAUGGAACACCUCGUCAGCCCACAGUGUGUCCUUUUGCCCGAGGUUCACUUAAAAUAGAAAAGUCCAUUUUCACAAAUCCAGAGCAUUCUUUGGAGGGCCUGGAAGAAUUUUCCCAUGUGUGGGUAAUAUUUGUUUUUCAUAAGAACACUACAGAAUAUGUGAAAGCAAAAGUGAAACCUCCAAGACUAAAUGGAAAAAGGGUUGGUCUGUUUUCCACAAGGUCUCCAUAUCGACCAAAUGCAAUUGGAUUGACACUAGCAAAACUUGAAAAUAUCUCAGGAGGCACAUUGCAUCUAAGUGGUAUAGACCUACUGGAUGGGACACCAGUGUUGGACAUCAAACCAUAUAUCCACAAGUAUGAUUCACCUAUAUCAUGUCCGUCUUGUAUGAAUAGUUCUCCAGAGGAAGAUGUGAAGGUGUCAUCUGAUUCAAUCAACAGAGGGAAUCAGGAACCAGAGCUACUAGUUUCUGAUAUGGAACAAGUGAAAGAAAGAAACAUGUCCUCCACAGACAGAACAACAUUUGAAGAACCAAAGAGCCAAAUAAGUAACAGUGGAACAGAAAGCAAAUCAGAGGAAAAUGAUCCUAGUGACAACUAUGAUUGUAAAGUUUCUUGUGACAAUCAAAGUUUGAAUAUUGAAUCUUCAUCAGAAGUUGUUAAUAAACAACCUAUAGUAAAAGCAGCAGAGUGGAUUUCGGAUGCACCAAUUUCCAAAUUAAGUGUAAAAAUCACAGACAGGGCCAGUUUUCAGUUGCAAAAAUUUUCAAAAACUGCAGAAAAUCCAGACUUCAAAUUGAAGUUUCUCCAUUCUUCAGAUGAAGCUUUGGAUGCCAUCAAAGCCAUUUUGUGUGAAGAUCCUCGUUCGAUCUAUAGACGACAAAAGUGUGAAGACAGUUUGUAUUACUUCACUGUUGACACACUGCAUGUGACUUGCUGGUUUGAUGAUAAUAUAGUUGAAAUAGUCAGAAUACAACCAAUUUUGUAUGCUCAACAUCUUAAAGUUUCCUAAUUGAUCAGUGAUAAUUAUUCAGGCCAGUUGUUAAUGAAAUAAACAUUUUGUACAUGUAUGUGUUUGCAUGAAUUCAUUUGUUAUGUAAUACUUGUACUUGAUUGACACCUGUGGCCUAGAUUGUUCUAGAGUUAGAUGUUUACUUCUUUAGUAGGAAGAUGAUAUAACACUUACAUAUUUCCUGAAUAUUCUAGAGGAUUCAUUUUUAGCCGAGUUGCAACAAAGUUGAACUCGGCUAUUGGUUUGGUGAUGCGGGCGGGCGGGCAGUUGGGCGUCAACAAUUGGUUUCCGGAUGAUAACUCGAAAAGUUUACAAUCUAAUCAAAUGAAACUGUGAUUUAUUGUUGGGUACCAGGUAAGGAAGACCCCUAUUGAUUUUGGAGAAAAAAGGUCAAAGGUCAAGGUCACAGUGAUCGAAUAUAAAUUGAAAAUUUCAGAAAUAUUUGGUUUCCGGAUGAUAACUCAGAAAGUUUAAAUCCGAAUCAAAUGAUACUUAAAGAUAUUGUUAUGUACCAGGUAAGGAAGACCCCUAUUGAUUUUGGAGAAAAUGGGUCAAAGGUCAAGGUCACAGUGACCGAAAAUAGAUUUAAAAUUCCAAAAGGAUUUUGGUUUCUGGAGAAUAACUUGAAAUUUUUUAAUUUGAAUCAAAUGAAACUUGGAUAUAUUGUUGGAUACCAGCAAAGCAAGGCCCCUAUUGAUUUUGGAGAACAAAGGUCAAGGUCACAGUGACUGAAUAUAGAUUGAAAACUUCAGACAAAUAUGGUUUCUGGACAGUAACUCGAAAAGUUUAAAACUGAAAUUAGUUCUUCACAAUUAUAAAUAUACCACGUCAUUCCUGGCUUUACAAUGUAUCCCAUGCAACUCGGCUCAUGCACCCCUGGGUGCAUAUACUGAUUUUUAUUAUAAAUACACUGAAUUUUGAUGAUGGUUUAACUCUGUUAGACAAGCACUUUACGAAUUUGGAUUAUAUUACUGGGAACUAAGAUUAUUUAGGAAUUUCAUUGGAUUAUAUUACUGGGAACUAAGAUUAUUUAGGAAUUUCAUUGGAUUAUAUUACUGGGAACUAAGAUUAUUUAGGACUUUCGUUGGAUUAUUUUACUGGGAGCUAAGAUUAUUUAGGAAUUUCAUUGGAUUAUAUUUCUGGGAACUAAGAUUAUUUAGGAAUUUCAUUGGAUUAUAUUACUGGGAACUAAGAUUAUUUAGGAAUUUCAUUGGAUUAUAUUACUGGGAACUAAGAUUAUUUAGGAAUUUCAUUGGAUUAUUUUACUGGGAGCUAAGACUAUUUAGGAAUUUCAUUGGAUUAUAUUACUGGGAACUAAGAUUAUUUAGGAAUUUCAUUGGAUUAUUAACAGCUGACUUGUGACUGUUUUGUAUGUAGAUUCAGCUCGGCAUUGGACAUUGUUUAUUGUUCACCUAUCAUAAGUUCGUACUUUGUUAUUGUUAUAAUUUUCUUUCAAUAAUUGUAAAUAAAUCGUAUCAAUUGUU